CUCUGUCAGUUUUGGCAGUUUUGGCCUCUUUGUGAAAUCAACUUUUUUGCCCAGAAUCCUUUUCGGUCUCUUCUCAACCAGGAGGACAACAUGGCUACCCAAAGAAGUUGCAGCAAACUUGCCCGGCUGAUUGGAGCAAGGCAGUUUAGUGUUAGCAGUGCUGUCAGAGGUCAAGUGGUAAAGCCACCACUCCAAAUUUAUGGUGUUGAAGGUCGCUACGCACAUGCCCUUUUUUCUGCUGCCAGCAAAAAGAAUGCAUUAGAUAAGGUUGAAGCAGAUAUAGGCAAAGUCAAGGAUUUAUUGAAAUCAGAACCACUUCUGACUGCAUAUGUAAAUGAUCCUGUUGUAAACAAAAGAGACAAGCAGAAUGUUCUAGAGAAAAUAUUGAAGGAAAGGAAGUUUGACGAGCUUGUAAUAAACUUCUUCAGUUCGUUGGCAGAAAACAGUCGUCUUAAAAAAGCAAAUGGAAUAUUCAAUGCCUUUUCAAAAUUAAUGAGUUCACACAGAGGUGAAGUUCCUUGUGUAAUUACCACAGCAAAGACUGUUGAACCAGGACAAUUGAAGGACUUGACAUCUGCACUUGGUGGCUUUAUCAAAAAAACUGAAUCACUUAAAGUUGAGACAAAGGUUGACCCACAAUUGAUUGGUGGCAUGGUUGUCGAUAUUGGUGAAUUUCACAUUGACAUGUCGAUUGCAAGCAAAGUCAAGAAGAUGACAAACAAUCUGCGUGACGCUUUGUAACUUUCAAAUUAACUUUAGAAGAUAAUGUAUGAAUGUUGAGGUGAGAAUCCAUAUUAGAAGUUAGCUCAUGUUUUGGAUGGAAAAUGGUUUAUGAAGAAGGUUCUUACUUCGA
Molecule: messenger RNA, 853 nt
Organism: Rhopilema esculentum
Lineage: Eukaryota; Metazoa; Cnidaria; Scyphozoa; Rhizostomeae; Rhizostomatidae
Product: ATP synthase subunit O, mitochondrial
Biological process (GO): proton motive force-driven ATP synthesis
Molecular function (GO): proton-transporting ATP synthase activity, rotational mechanism
Source: RefSeq, a predicted model, not a curated record